AUGGUUCCUGGUCUACCCACCGUGAAGAAGAAAAACGAGGCCAGCAGUUUGGGGAGUGGCGUCAAGUUGGCCACACUGAUCAGAGUCCCCAAAAGCGAACGAACAACAGUGCAUAAAAACUUGAUCUUCGCCUUGGCUGCUGCAGAAGCCUUGUUAAUGUUCAGUGAAUUGGCCAAGAUCAACCAGGGUGUUUGCUUCGCGGUCACCGCCUUUCUCCACCUCUUCUUCAUGGCGGCCUUUGCUUGGAUGUUGGUGGAAGGUCUUCUGCUGUGGAGCAAAGUGGUGGCCGUCAACAUGAGUGAGGAUCGGAGGAUGCGGUUCUACUAUGUGACCGGUUGGGGGCUUCCUGUGCUGAUUGUUGGCGUCACCUUGGCCACUUCGUUCAACAAUUACGUGGCGGAGAACCACUGUUGGUUGAAUGUCCAGACAGAAGUCAUCUGGGCUUUCGUGGGACCUGUCCUCUUUGUCCUAACAGUCAACACCUUUGUGCUGUUUCGGGUGGUGAUGGUGACUGUCUCCAGUGCACGGCGUCGGUCGCGGAUGCUGACUCCCAACAGCAGUCUGGAGAAACAGAUUGGGGUUCAAAUCUGGGCCACCACCAAACCCAUCUUGGUGCUGCUCCCUGUCCUGGGCCUCACCUGGGUGUGCGGCAUCCUCGUCCACCUGAGCGUGACUUGGGCUUACAUCUUCAUCAUGCUGAACUCCCUCCAG
Molecule: messenger RNA, 711 nt
Organism: Thamnophis sirtalis
Lineage: Eukaryota; Metazoa; Chordata; Lepidosauria; Squamata; Natricidae
Source: RefSeq, a predicted model, not a curated record